AUGCCAAAAAAGAUUCUCUGUGUAGCCGAGAAGCCAUCAGUUGCAAGAGAAGCUGCUAAGAUUCUUUCUAAUGGGCACAUGGAAACAAAAAAGGGAAAAUCCAAAUUUAACAACAAUUUUGUUUUUCAACGAGAUUUUCAAGGUGAAGAUGUCAAAGUUGUCUUUACAUCAGUAGCCGGUCACGUUCUAAACUAUUGUUUCCCACCAGAAUGCAAAAAUUGGCAAACUUUUGGAAAUACGAAGUUAUUUGAUUGCCAACUUAACACUUGUAUUACAGCCAACAUGGAAAAAGUUGUUGGUAAUCUUCAAACGCAAGCAAAAAAAGCCUUUUUAGUUUUCCUUUGGCUCGAUAAUGAUCGAGAAGGCGAAGGAAUCUCAGAAGAAGUUGAAGAAAUAUGCAAACAAGUUAAUGAGAACGCAAAUUACAAACGAGCCCGGUUUUCAGGCCUCUCACCGCGAGAAAUUAUCCAUGCAUUCAAUAAUCCCACACCUAUCAACAGAAACGACGCAGCAGCAGUCAAACUACGCCAAGAAAUCGAUCUACGCAUUGGUUCCGCCUUCACACGCUUCCAGAGUCAGUUCAAAGGCAUGUUACAAAAUGCCGAACUUAUUUCAUUCGGGCCAUGUCAAUUUCCUACUCUUGGCUUUGUUGUAGAAGCCUUCUUCAAUCACAUCAAGCAUGUUCCUGAAUCUUUUUGGAAGAUCGAACCUUUAAUCACAAAAGAUAACAUAAAAGUGACUCUUAAAUGGGACAGAAAACGAUUAUUUUGUAAACUGUCAGCAUUUGCCAUCUACGUUGACAUUCUUGACAAUCCGAUGGCAAAAGUCCUCACAGUUGAUGAGCGCGAAUCAUUAUCAAACAAGCCAUUACCGCUGAGCACAAUUGAGCUGCAAAGAAGAUGUUCGAAGUACUUGAAAAUCAGUGCACAACGAUCAAUGGAAGCCGCUGAAAAAUUGUAUCAAAACGGUUGUAUAUCAUAUCCAAGAACAGAAACUGAUUCAUUUUCAGCGGAUUUCAAGUUUAAAGAUAUUGUAAAUGCACUCACAAGAUUCAAAGGCGAAAUCGGACAGUACUCCAAUAAAAUCCUGCAGCAGAUUGUUCCUCCAAGAGCUGGAAAACACUCGGAUAACGCACACCCUCCUAUUUAUCCGAUAAAAGUGCCAGAUAAAUUUGACACUCCCGAUCAACAAAAAGUUUUUGAAUUUGUUUGUCGUCACUUUUUAGCCUGUUGUUCAAAAGAUGGAGUUUCUUUGGCAACACGUGUCACUUUUGAUAUUAAUGGUGAGCAAUUUCAUUUGAAAGGAACAAGAGUAUUAGAAGAGAAUUGGCAUGAAAUAUAUCCAUACAUUCCUUUCAAAGGAACGAAAAUUCCUGAAUUUAAAGUCGACGAAUUGAUUUCACCUACAAAUAUAGAACUAAAUGAAGGAAAAACGACAGCUCCUCCUUUACUAACUGAACCUGAUCUCCUAAAGAAGAUGAAUCAGGAAGGAAUAGGAACAGAUGCAACUUACCAAGACCACAUUGCGAAAAUUAUGGAAAGAAAAUACAUUGUUCAAGAAAACAACUAUUUUAAACCAACACCACUUGGUUUGGCAUUAAAUGAUGGCUACGAAGGAAUGGGAUUCGAUUUCAUGAAACCAAGACUGAGAGCAGAAAUGGAACAAGGAUUGCAGGAUAUAUCAAGUGGAAGACAAACAUAUGAUGCUGUAAGAAAUAAUUUCAUCAAACAGUAUAGAGAUGCAUAUGUAACUGCUGAAAGAAUGUACGAUGUUUUAACAAGAGAAUUCACAAGACAGAAAAAUAAUCCUUACAACGCUCCUCUCCCUGUCGAAGAACAAGCAUCAAAAAGAAGUAAAUCUAAAUCUGAUGGCAAAACAAAGAAAAAGAAAUCUUCGUCAUCAAAAUCAACAAAAUCAUCAAAAACAUCAAAAUCUUCAAAAUCAUCAAAAUCAUCAAAAACAGCAACAACAAGCACAAGAAAACCAUGA
Molecule: messenger RNA, 1989 nt
Organism: Trichomonas vaginalis G3
Lineage: Eukaryota; Parabasalia; Trichomonadida; Trichomonadidae
Product: prokaryotic DNA topoisomerase family
Exons: 1
Coding region: 1-1989 (662 amino acids)
Biological process (GO): DNA topological change
Cellular component (GO): nucleus
Molecular function (GO): DNA topoisomerase type I (single strand cut, ATP-independent) activity; DNA binding
Source: RefSeq, a predicted model, not a curated record